UCAGCUGUCCUAAAAAGCGUAAACAUUAUUUGUUGCUUAUUUUUAAAUACUAAAUUUAACGUUAAAAACCUUAAAAUUAAUUGUUUAAAAGUGUGCAAUGGAUAAUUUGGAGUCUAGUGAUAUGAAAAACACCAACAAAGUGAUGGAAAACAAGCAAAUAGAACGUGAAAUUAACAAAAACACCGGCAGCGCAACAGAAGAAGAAGAAGAAAAAGAAGCGGUUGUCUCCAAUAAGAAAAAGAAGGUGGAGGAGGAGAAAGAGAAGGCGGAAGACAGCGCCAGCGAGAAAGAGACAGCGAAACAACAAAAGUGCCAGGACAAAAACACCUGUAGCUGCCCCCAACUGGAGGCGGAGCCGAUCAAGGACCACCGACAGCUGCUGGAGUUCCGGGUGCGAAGCAAGGACAUCGACUGGCGGCAAUAUGUCCAGCCCCUGGACACCGGAAUCCGAUCGGCAGCCGUUUAUUUGGACCGCCAGGUGGACUACGUGGGCAGCCAAAGGCGACUGGUGAACGAGGAUAAUCGCAGGGAGCUGCUCGUCUGCCACGACAUGAUGGGCAAUUACCUCGAGGAUCGGCACUUUCACAGCUCGGAAAAGUACGACGACUAUCGAUUCGUGCACUGGUCAGCCGUGGAUUACUUCUGUUACUUCAGCCACGACUACGUGACCAUUCCGCCCAGCGGUUGGCUGAACGCCGCCCAUCGUCACGGCGUUCCGGUGGUGGGCACGUUCAUCGUGGAGGCCGCUGGACUCCUGGACGACUUCCUGGCCAGCGAGGAGAGCGUUGGCAGGACCGUGGAGGCCCUAACCCGCCUCUGCGGGCACUUUGGCUUCGAGGGAUGGCUGGUCAACGUGGAGGUCACCGUUCCCCCGCCCAAAAUGCCCCAUCUCUACCGCUUUGUGCGGGAACUGACCGCCGCCACGGAGUCGCGCGUGCCCCACGGACGCGUCUUUUGGUACGACAGCGUCACGGACGAGGGCAAACUCCGCUGGCAGAAUGAGCUCAACUCCCGCAAUGUGGAGUUCUUCCGGCGCAGCCAUGGAACCCUGAUAAACUACGCCUGGGACGAGGGUCACCUGGAGCGGAGUGCUGAGCAGGCCAAAAGGGAGCAGUCGCCCCGGCAUCGCGUCUUCAUGGGACUGGAUGUCUUCGGGCGGAGUCGCAAGGGCGGCUUCCAGAGUCUGGAGACCAUGAAGCUUGUAGCGGACAACGGCUUCUCGGCCGGCAUCUUUGCUCCUGGCUGGACCUUCGAGACGCUCAGUCGCUUCGGGUACAGUAUCAAAAGCCCACUUGGCGAUGACCAGACGAAUUCGGCCUUCCUGGCCAGAAACGAGGCUUGGUGGUCGCGCAUCUGGCCCACUCUGGCCACGCAUCCCUACUGCCGGCUGCCCUUCUUCACGGACUUUUGCGUGGGCUCCGGACGAGCGAACUACGAGCGGGGAUCCAGGACUUCUGGCGAGGAUGCGGGGGCCUUCUUCAAUCUGACGCGCCAGUCGCUGCAGCCUUCGGUGCCGCUGGACAGGAAUGCAGUGCAUCACUUCGACGAGGCCUUCUCCGGCGGCUCCUGCCUGCUGGUGACCAACUACGAGCGGGCCUUUCGUCUUUUCCUCACGGACUUCGAGUUGCCCCUUGGCGUUUUGCUCCUGAGCUAUGCCUAUAAAAUCAAUGGCGCGAAUGUGGCCGCCAGCAACGUGGAUUUGGUAGUGCGAGUGACUGCGCUGAAUCGGAACGAUUCGGAGCUCUAUCUAUUUUGCGGGGACUACCGUGGGGACAUUGUGGCUCCGCAACGCUGCUAUCUCUCGCCCCUCGAAAAUCGCCUGCCCCGCGUCCAUGCCAAAAUGACGCAGGAUAGCAAAUCACGGGCGGCUGGCUGGCAGGUGCGUUACUAUCUGGUCAAGUUCGAUGGACCCGUGCGAGUGCAGGAUAUUGGGAUCAAGUGCCAGCGGCCGGCGGAAUCGCAGACGGAGACUCAGUUGGGCGCUGUUUAUGUUGGGGCUCCGCCGCUGGAGAAUUUAAGCGACACACGGAUAGAUAUCCCAGUCUACGGCAGGAACUUGUGGAAUGAACCGAGUGCUUAAAUAAACCAUUUCCCUUUUUUUUUUAAUAAUUUACAAGCUGUGUUCAAAUACAUAUACCAAUAAUAACACCUCAAAAACGAGUUUUUCUUCUGUAUUCCCAAUUGUUAAGAACAAAAUUUUAAAAACGUUA
Molecule: messenger RNA, 2210 nt
Organism: Drosophila takahashii
Lineage: Eukaryota; Metazoa; Arthropoda; Insecta; Diptera; Drosophilidae
Gene: ENGase
Product: cytosolic endo-beta-N-acetylglucosaminidase
Biological process (GO): protein deglycosylation
Cellular component (GO): cytoplasm
Molecular function (GO): mannosyl-glycoprotein endo-beta-N-acetylglucosaminidase activity
Source: RefSeq, a predicted model, not a curated record